Messenger RNA from Rhinichthys klamathensis goyatoka, 1037 nucleotides. Its product is annotated as sushi, nidogen and EGF-like domain-containing protein 1. The transcript is spliced from 8 exons. The coding region runs from base 174 to 899 and encodes 241 amino acids. Lineage: Eukaryota; Metazoa; Chordata; Actinopteri; Cypriniformes; Leuciscidae. The record is from RefSeq and is a predicted model, not a curated record. Gene Ontology annotation, biological process: cell-matrix adhesion.
CCACCAUAGCAACCACCACAGCAACAACCACCACAGUCUCAACAACCAUUCCAACAACAACUGCAUGGACAGCACCAGCGAUAUUCUAUCCAUUCGGCUCAGCGGCAGGAGACACAGAACAGUUAGAAAAUGGUGGUGAAACCUACAUAUACGUUUCCUUCUCCAAGCCAUUUAUGUUCUUUGGCCGCAAGUACAACAACGCAUACGUUAAUAAUAACGGACUCCUUUCAUUCAGCCGAGCUUUACCAGAAGCUAACCCUCCUCAAUUUCCCGCAUAUGGAACUGAAGAUUUCAUUGCUCCGCUCUGGACUGAUCUCGAUGACAUUGGUAUAGGCAAAUACUGGUAUCAGCAGUACACUAAUGGAAGUGUGCUCACUCGCGCCACUCAGGAUAUAAACCAGUAUUUCCCUCAUAUGGGCUUUUCUGCUUCUUGGGUCUUUGUUGCGACAUGGGACUAUGUUCAAACAUCUGAUAUGAAUGUAUUCAAUCUUCACUCAGCACCGGCAAUCACCUUUCAAUUGGUUUUAAUUUCAGGAGGUGAUUUUUCUUUCAUUCUGAUGAAUUAUGGUGACUGUGCUGGUACAUAUUUUCCAGUGGAGGCUGGAUAUGACACAAUAAACUCCACUGACUACCAUGUAAUUCAUUAUGAUUCUAAUGGCAACCUCCCAAACCUCAAGAACACGAGUAACGUAAAUGUUCCGGGUCGUUGGGCGUUUCUUGUGAACAACGGAACAGAAAAUGUCAUAGGAGUUCAAAUGAAACUUAGUUCAUUUUUAGACCUGACACAGCCUGGAAACGCUGAGGUUGUUUUGCAGCAAAUCAAACAAGAGCUGGUCAAUCGUGGAGUGUCAAGUUCCGUUGAGAUGAAGUUAAGAAAAGUCAAAAAGACACAGCUGUAAUACAAGACUUAAACCGUUUCAAAUGGUGACCUUGAAUAUGUAGAAACUGAUAAAGAGAAGAAUGUCACUCUGCAGGAAGGGAACCUUUAUAUUUUCUCACCCUUCCACUUCUUAUUCUCACAUACAUAUACAUAUAUA